Molecule: messenger RNA, 659 nt
Organism: Sitodiplosis mosellana (orange wheat blossom midge)
Lineage: Eukaryota; Metazoa; Arthropoda; Insecta; Diptera; Cecidomyiidae
Product: integral membrane protein DGCR2/IDD-like
Exons: 3
Coding region: 303-659 (118 amino acids)
Cellular component (GO): membrane
Source: RefSeq, a predicted model, not a curated record
GAGUGUGUUGGUGUAUUCUAUGCCCCAAUGACAGAUAACAAUAUUUUUCUAUGCCAUUUUUCCAUCAAACAAAAACAUGUUCUUGCACAUCUUCUAAAAAGUUUUUCAAUUGGAAUGCUACAAAAGUGUCACUAAUUUAAUUAAAAAAAUUUGUUUUUGAAAAUUCGACAUUUUAGUUUAAACUCAAAUGUUUUAGUAAACGCUACAUUCGGUGGCAAUCAAAUUUCGAUCAUCGUUGUGUGCCAAUUUUUUUUUUCUUCUCGCUUCUGUGUCACAAAAAACUAUUCAAGUGUAAACAAAAAAUGAAGACAACCAACAUGAAUUUGGUGAAAUCAAAGAUCAAUAGGAGUGCAAUCAUUGCUCUAAUUUUAAUGGGCAACUUCUACGGCUCAAGUGGUGUACAGACGUCAAGCCUGAUGGGCGAGUGUCAUGACAUGCAUGGUCAAACAAUCGAACAAGGUCGCCACUACGUACCUGGGCCUGACAUUUGCAGAUUAUGUAUUUGUGACAAUGGUCAUGCAAAAGGGUGCAAAGCUGUGCUGUGUACACCACCACAAGCGUGUAAAUCAUUCCAAAUCGGAAGUUCGUGCUGCGAAUUCAUUUGUUUGGAUGAUGCUUUAACUGGAAAUGUGGAUAAACAGCCCGAUUUCGGUAUAUGA